GCUACAAAAGGUGGAAUAUACAUCGAUUUGCUGUACGCUGGCAACCUCGUUCGUCUUGUACUGCCUGGCUUUGCUUCAGGAUACUUUGGGCAACUCGACCAAAUCCUCCUCCUAUUCACCCUUGUCUUCUCUCAGCUUGCAAAUCGCCGAUUAGACGCAAGACAGCUGUUCCUGUUUGAGCCCACAACCCACUCCUUCAGGCCACUAGAAGAUCCUAGGAUCGAAGGGUUGAAAGGAAUUCGUGUAGUGGCCUCGCCGGAAAACGAAGCAGGAUUGCCGCGGAGUAAAGACUGUCGGAUUGUGAGAAGAUGUUCUCAGCUCGGCGUCUGUACCGCCGUGACAGACUAG
Messenger RNA from Protopolystoma xenopodis, 348 nucleotides. The record is from the annotation of a GenBank genome assembly. Lineage: Eukaryota; Metazoa; Platyhelminthes; Monogenea; Polystomatidea; Polystomatidae.